Molecule: messenger RNA, 330 nt
Organism: Knipowitschia caucasica
Lineage: Eukaryota; Metazoa; Chordata; Actinopteri; Gobiiformes; Gobiidae
Source: the annotation of a GenBank genome assembly
AUGGCAGGAGAGAAGUCCAACUUGAGUCGGUUGAGCGGCGGCGCGGAGAAUGGGUCCCUUCCACGGUGGAGCGUUCGGUGCAGACUUAUUUACAACGAGGAGCGGCAGAGGAAAUUGUGGAGUCUGAUGAGCCCAGGCGGUCCCCUGCGGUCAUCACGUCGCAGCAGCGAGGUGAUGCGUUAUUACAUCUUUCCAAAACUUUUGCGACUCCUCGCGCCGCAAUACCACCUACAGCAUUAUGCAGCCGUUAUCGUCCUCGACACCUCUCACACCCGCUUCCCUGUGAGCUAUGAGCCUCUGCGACUGGAGAAGAACUACUCCCCUCUGUAA